AUGGAAGCUGCUACGGGAGCAUCACGAAGUGAACUUCUAGAAUGGAUUAACAGUACUCUUCAUCUUAAUCUUCACAAGAUUGAAGAAACUGCGUCUGGCGCUGUGGCUUGCCAGAUCAUCAAUUUAAUUUUCCCAGACACCGUUCCUAUACAACGAGUCAAUACUGCAGCAAAGGAUCCUUAUGAAUAUUCGAAGAAUUAUAAGAUUCUUCAAGCUGCCUUCGUUAAGAACAAAAUUGAAAAAAAUAUCGAUGUUGAAAAGCUAAUGAAGGGACGUCCUCAGGAUAAUCUGGAGUUCAUGCAAUGGUUGAAGCGUUUCUACGAUUUACACCAAAAUGGCAUGGAAAAGAGGAGUUCAUCCCAUCGCUCCUAUCAUUCGGUUGCGUCCAGCAGCCCUUCUUCUCAGGGCGAGGCGAUGAACUCUCCAUCAUGUUCCUUGUUUGUUUGA
Molecule: messenger RNA, 447 nt
Organism: Blastocystis hominis
Lineage: Eukaryota; Bigyra; Opalinata; Blastocystidae
Exons: 4
Coding region: 1-447 (148 amino acids)
Biological process (GO): spindle assembly; protein localization to microtubule plus-end; regulation of microtubule polymerization or depolymerization
Cellular component (GO): microtubule plus-end; microtubule organizing center; spindle midzone
Molecular function (GO): microtubule plus-end binding
Source: RefSeq, a predicted model, not a curated record